UUGCUUUGAAUAAAAAAAAAAACUAUAUCUACUGGUAUUUGCGAUUCCCCAAAACCUUGUCAAGAAUCAGACAACAGCAUAGAGAAACCCCAAAUACUCUGCAAUUCUCAGCUUCCACCCUUUGCAAAAUCGUAUAUCAAAUCUGUAAAAAUAGAGUCGGAUCGGAAGAGGAAGAAGACAUCGAUCUCUUCUGCAGAUCGACCGCCGGAUAAGCACAAGAAAAAGUCCAAAAUGCCCUCAUCAUCUUCCCGCUCCGGCGCCGGCGGAGACAAAGUGAAGGCGUCUCAUAUACUCAUUAAGCAUCAGGAGUCUCGUCGCAAGUUCUCCUGGAAGGAUCCGGAAGGCCGUGUUAUCUCCAACACCACCAAAGAAGCUGCCGUUUCUCAGCUGAAAUCUAUCCGUGAAGACAUUGUCUCCGGCAAAGCCAAGUUCCAGGAUAUAGCCGCCACUCAUUCUCACUGCAGCUCAGCCAAACGCGGCGGUGAUCUCGGUUCAUUUGGCAAAGGUCAGAUGCAGAAACCUUUUGAAGAAGCAACUUUUGCUCUAAAAGUUGGCGAGAUAAGUGACAUCGUGGAAACUGAGAGUGGUGUUCAUAUCAUCUUGAGAACGGCAUAAUGUGAAUGUGAUACUUGCGGAAGAAUGAUUACCUGAGUGGUGCAAUACUCACCCAGAAAAUGCUCAUAUUGAUACUUAUGGACUAUUAGAAGAUCACACCAAGGAUAUUUUUUCUUACGCCCUUCUAUUCCCUGAGGUUGUGGUGAAUAUUUAAGAAAACCAGAAGAAAAAAAAAAGAAAAAGGAAAGACAUGUGUUUGGUUAUUUGGUUUUCUUUCAGUUGGUACUUUUGGGCAUGUUUUAUAUUUGCCAGAACCUUUUGACCUAAUUUUGUGUGUUUAUGCUUGCUUUUGAUGUGUU
Molecule: messenger RNA, 914 nt
Organism: Solanum tuberosum (potato)
Lineage: Eukaryota; Viridiplantae; Streptophyta; Magnoliopsida; Solanales; Solanaceae
Product: peptidyl-prolyl cis-trans isomerase Pin1-like
Exons: 2
Coding region: 232-615 (127 amino acids)
Cellular component (GO): cytosol; nucleus
Molecular function (GO): peptidyl-prolyl cis-trans isomerase activity
Source: RefSeq, a predicted model, not a curated record